This is a messenger RNA of Ostreococcus lucimarinus CCE9901, 2375 nucleotides long. RefSeq lists its product with no specific name. NCBI's taxonomy places the organism in Eukaryota, Viridiplantae, Chlorophyta, Mamiellophyceae, Mamiellales, Bathycoccaceae. The record is from RefSeq and is a predicted model, not a curated record. The coding region runs from base 1 to 2367 and encodes 788 amino acids. The transcript has a single exon. Gene Ontology annotation, cellular component: nucleus. Gene Ontology annotation, molecular function: ATP binding; hydrolase activity, acting on acid anhydrides, in phosphorus-containing anhydrides; damaged DNA binding. Gene Ontology annotation, biological process: nucleotide-excision repair; transcription by RNA polymerase II; positive regulation of mitotic recombination.
AUGGACUUCAACCUCGAGGGCCUGCGCGUGUUCUUCCCGUAUCCCCAGAUAUACCCCGAGCAGCUGGCGAUGAUGACCGAGUUCAAGCGCUCGCUCGACGCGCGCGGGCACGGCGCGAUCGAGAUGCCCACGGGGACGGGGAAGACGAUCACCGUGCUGUCGCUGUGCGUGAGCUAUCAGAUCGCGCACCCGGAGUGUGGGAAACUGAUAUACUGCACGCGCACGGUGCCGGAGAUGGAGAAGGUGCUGGCGGAGUGCCGGACGUUGGAACGAUUCAUAGCGGCGCGAGCGGGCGAGGACGUCGCGGCGAUGCUGGCGCUCGGGCUGUCGUCGAGGAAGAACAUGUGCGUGAAUCCGCGAGUCGUGGACGAGGGGUCGAGGGAGAGCGUGGAUGGGAAGUGCCGACGGUUGACGGCGAGCUGGGUGCGAGAGAAACGGUUGGAACGGGAGGCGCGAGGGGCGAGCGAAAACGAAAACGUGGAGGACGGGGGCGAAGGGAACUGUUGCGAAUUUUUUGAGGAUUUUGAGAGCGCGGGAGAGAAGGCGGUGUUGCCUCCGGGGGUGUACACCUUGCACGAUUUGCGCGCGUUCGGGCGAACGAAGAAGUGGUGUCCGUAUUUUUUGGCGAGGAAUAUGAUUUCGUUCGCCAACGUCGUGGUGUACAACUAUCAGUAUAUGCUCGACCCGAAGGUGGCAAGCUUGGUGUCGAGUUCGUUGGAAAAGGAGUGUAUCGUAGUGUUCGACGAAGCGCACAACAUCGAUAACGUGUGCAUCGAGGCGUUGAGUGUGAAUCUUCGCCAGCAGACGUUGGAAAACGCGGGGCGGUCGAUUACGUCGUUGAACACGCGCAUAGACAGGGCGAAACAAACCGACGAGCGGCGGCUUCGUCAAGAGUACGAGCGCUUGGUGAACGGGCUGGCGCAGCAAGGCGUGUUAGCGCGAGGCGGUGGCGAAGACGUGUUGAUGAACCCGAUUAUUCCGGAUGAUAUUUUGCGCGAAGCCGUGCCGGGGAACAUUCGACGGGCCGAGCACUUCGUCGCGGUGUUGAAACGAUUCGUUGAGUACCUCAAUAUGCGAUUACGAUCGACGCAGGUGGAACAAGAAACACCGACGGCGUUUUUGCAGCACUGCGCCGCGAACGCGGGAAUAGACGGGAAGACGUUGAAGUUUUGCUACGACCGCUUGACGAGCCUGUUGAAGACGCUCGAAGUCGUGGACAUGGACGAAUUCAACGCGCUAUCUUUGGUGGCAAACUUUGCCGCGUUGGUUGGGACGUACUCAAACGGCUUUGCGCUGAUUCUCGAGCCUUACGAUGAGCGUUAUCCAAACAUUCCGGAUCCAGUGUUGCAACUCGCGUGCUUGGACGCGUCGCUCGCCAUCAAGCCCGUGUUUGAGCGUUUCCAGUCCGUGUUCAUCACGUCUGGAACGUUGAGUCCGAUUGAUUUGUACCCAAAACUUCUUGGGUUCAAUCCUGUGAGCGUACGGAGUUUAGCAAUGACGCUUACGCGCGAUUGCUUGUGUCCGAUGGUGAUCACUCGUGGGGCGGAUCAGCAAGCCGUGUCGACGAAGUUUGACAUGCGCGACGAUCCGAACGUGAUUCAAAAUUACGGGCGAAUCUUGAUUGGUCUCGCGCAAACCGUUCCCGACGGCAUUGUCGCUUUUUUCGUAUCGUAUUCUUACAUGGAAAACAUCGUGAGCAAGUGGCACGAGACGGGAAUUUUGCGAGAAAUCAUGCAACACAAACUCGUCUUCAUCGAAACCACCGACGUGGUUGAGACGUCUUUGGCGCUCGACAAUUACCGACGCGCGUGUAACUGCGGCCGGGGCGCGAUUUUCCUCUCUGUCGCGCGCGGAAAAGUUGCGGAAGGGAUCGAUUUCGAUCGGCACUACGGCCGCGCCGUCGUCAUGUACGGCGUACCGUAUCAGUACACGCUCUCGCGCAUCUUGCGCGCGCGACUCGAGUAUUUGCGAGAGACGUUCCAAAUCAAAGAGAGCGACUUUUUAGCGUUUGAUGCGGUGAGGCAAGCGGCGCAGUGCGUCGGGCGAGUCAUCCGCUCGAAAAAAGAUUACGGUCUCAUGGUUUUUGCGGACAAACGAUACAACUCGCAGGACAAGCGCGGAAAGCUGCCGGGAUGGAUCACCACGCACUUGCGCGAAGAGGUACUGAACUUGUCCACGGACAUGGCCAUGCAAGUCGCGCGGACGUUCAUGCGCUCUAUGUCCCAACCGUUCAGCCAUGAUGAGAACACGCAGUCCCUGCUCGAUCAAGCGAUGGUCGAUCGACUCGCCGUCGAAGGGGGUUGGCGGGAGGCGUUGCCGGCGCUUUCUCGAAAGUUGGCGCCCGAGAUCACGAUGCACCUUUCUUAGAUGAGCAC